AUGUCGGUCCGAGUCGGUCCGAGGGUCACGUGGACCAUUGUUCCCGCUGCCUCUCGGUCAACCUUCCCUUCAACACAGUUGUCAGUCUCGCGUCCGCCGCGUGUAUACAUGGCCCUCCGUCGUUUUGCCCAAGAGAACAAUGCAACCGCAUCCCCCAGGAGCCCCGACGGCCCCGUCCCAAGCACGCCCAUGAGCGGCCUCCCAGCUACACCGCGCAGUCGUCUUUCCUAUGGCAUCCAUCGCUCCCCGGCGGACACACCAUCAAUAUCCUCGUCCGUGCCCUUUGACUGGGAGGCUGCGCGCUCGCGAGCACCCCCACCAUAUGCGACGCCACUCAAACGGGGUCGAAAGAGCGUAGCAACGGGCACGACUGCAACACCACGAAAGGCCGUCGUCCGCAAAAAGACUCUUUUCGAACGAAUACAAAAUAUCCCCUCAGCAAUCGCGUUCGAAAUCGCGUUGUUCCCGCAGAAUGUGCCACUCCCGACACCAAAGACGUCCGCUCGAAUAAUAGGCGGCGCCAUCCACUUCGUUCACUUCUGCAUCAUGGCCGGACACGACACAGACGAUAGCUGGGAUGUCAUAUCCGGAGUGCAGAGCUCCUCAUGGUUUGACUGGACAACACCCAUCACUAUCCUCCUCGUCCUCGUCUCGAUCUACAAUAUCUACAGCCUCGCCACCCGCUCACGGAACUACAAGUUCCACCACCGCACCGACCCACUCUCGUCCCCACACGCCAAGUUCGUCACCACCAAGCUCGACCUCGAGCCCCUACCACAGCCCUCUUUCGGGAAACACCUCCGCUCGAAUACGUGGUACGCGUUUUCCUACUUCUGGCGCUUCCUGUUGGGCAUGCAGCCCCCGACGCGUGCGCUGCCGCCGAAGGAGAAGACGGCGAGGGUACAGGAGUUGGACGUCUGGGAGCCGACGGAGCUGGAGCUGGAGCUGUUUAGCAUCUACUCGCCUGCCCAUGCGCUGCUGUGGUUGGCGAUGAGCUCCUCGAAUUGGAUCUUGUCUCUGCUGAUUAUGGGUGUUGUGGGCGUGCAGCUCCAUGCCGUAAUUCAUGCCUAUACUCUGUUGCUGAAAGAUAAGCAACUGCUUUCUGCAGAAACCAUGAAAGAAUAUAACGACGUGUUCGUAUACCCACGUAUCAACCCAAUCCGUCGCGAUGUGGCUGUUAUGACUCACGAGUCCGAAGUAGUGAAUAUUUGGGAAUAG
This is a messenger RNA of Cyclocybe aegerita, 1218 nucleotides long. NCBI's taxonomy places the organism in Eukaryota, Fungi, Basidiomycota, Agaricomycetes, Agaricales, Hemipholiotaceae. The record is from the annotation of a GenBank genome assembly.